Messenger RNA from Pediculus humanus corporis (human body louse), 918 nucleotides. Its product is annotated as alpha-tocopherol transfer protein, putative. The transcript is spliced from 7 exons. The record is from RefSeq and is a predicted model, not a curated record. Gene Ontology annotation, cellular component: membrane. Gene Ontology annotation, molecular function: phosphatidylinositol bisphosphate binding. Lineage: Eukaryota; Metazoa; Arthropoda; Insecta; Psocodea; Pediculidae. The coding region runs from base 1 to 918 and encodes 305 amino acids.
AUGGAAGGAGAACUAGGAAUAAUGGAUCCGAAUAUUCUGGAGGAAAACGUUUGGGAAGACGAAGAUGGAAAUUUAUUAGAAGGAAAAAGCGAAAGCGAACCGGAAAUAGAUUUUCACGAAGAAUUAAUUAAAAUAAAUAAUUGGCUUUCGAGAGAACCAUAUCUACCCAAACAUUUAGACGAAGAACUUUUAAUAACGUUUCUUUGGAAUUCUCAAGACGUGGCAGAAGCACAAGAUAAAUUAAUGAAUUAUUAUUAUGCGAGACAAUCAAUGAAAUCCGUUUUCGAAGAUAGACAUCCAUGCAGUCCGAAUAAUUUACUUAAAUACGAUGCCGUGUGCGUCGUACCACUUACAAACGGUUUAGAUAAAAAAUGGAUAAUAUUUGCCACGUGGUUGUCACAUGAUGAUCCUUCGAAAUUUAGCAUGUUUCACGUUAUGAAAUUAAUUUUUACCGAAUUGGAUAUACUAUUACAGGAAAAUCAAAUCCGUGGUAAAACCGUAUCGGUGAUAAUAGAUAUGAAAGGUUUUACCAAAGAACAUACGGAUAUGAUAACAAAAUUUGGAGCUCAUAAAAUGUGUUCUUUGUUCACCGAUAGUUUUCCCGCCAAAUUUAACGGUUUUUAUAUAAUAAACGCACCGCAACACGUAUCAGAUUAUACGACUUUAUUUAAACCCUUCGACUUUCACAUAGUAAAAUAUUUAGAAGAUUUACCGGGUUUUUUACCGAAAAGAUUUUUAACAUGCGAUUUAGCAGGCGAACCUGAUGCACCAACGAGAGAAUGUCUAUUCGAUCCUUUUUUUAAAAGAUUAAGAAGGUGCGGAAAUUGGUUGGCUUACGAAGAAUAUUUAAGAUCGCAAGAAAUGAUGUUGAGAAUGACGACGACGAGAGCCGAAUUUAAUUUUGGAGCUCCAGGGUAA